AAAUAGCACUCAAUAAUAGAUGUUUCAGACUGAACAGAUUAUGUGCGUAUUAUCUUCCGAUUUAAUAUUCCUUGUCCUUUUCACGCACUGGGCUAGUUUAGAAUUAUAGUUCGAUGGAAGGAAUCUGGAAUCAGACUUUAUAGCCAUACUAGAGAAAGCGAAACAUGUAUUUCUCACCGCGCGUAACAUUAAUGUGCUUAUUGCUGAUUGUCCAACACACUGCUAUGGCAGCUGCAUGGAACGAUACAUAUGAAUUUGGAAACGACUGUCCCAUCCUUACUAAAGAUCUUACGGAGUAUGACGAAAUCUAUGUUGAAUACAAUGGAAAAGAUGUUUCUUCCAGUUGCAAUAAAUUCAAAUUUAGAGGGAGAGGAGAGAAGAGUUUAGAUGAGUAUUCAAUAUGCGUAACUCCUCUCUAUUUCAACGACAGAACCUGUGCAGUCGAAGUAGACAUUAUGACAUCAUUCAGUGCAGAAGCUACAGAAAAAAUUACUUGCACCGACAUCAAAAGAUACAAGUAUUGUGGUCUCCCAGAUGACACACUUAGCAUAGUGUUCAAGAGUACCCAUGGCAGAUCAGCAGAUGAUGCCAGUUUUAUGCUUCUGGUAACGGCUACAAAAGGACGGGACGAGAUGAUGGGUGCCGGUUUUUUAUUUGUUCCUUUGAUGAUACUUGUGGUUGGUGGACUUUUUGCGAUGAUUUCCAGCACUUCUAAACUCUAUCUGUGUGUAUGUAGACGGAACCAGUUGAUUGGCAGACUAGUUGUACUGGAACCAGGAAACCGGAUUCCAGGGACCGGAUAUGUGCUCUUUUCAGGUCCACCAGAUCUGAGCAAGAUGACAACAACUGACCUCGUUUCCCCGCAAGGUGUGUAUCACGUGUCAUUGAACCCACAGCCGGAGCAAUACACAGAUACACUGCCAGCAGCAAACCAGUGGACAGACGCACCCCCCAAAUAUGAAGAACUGACGUUCUGACACACAAUCGACAAAAAGCCUGACAUGCUAACGGUAGAUGACGAGCAGAAAUAUUGUUAGGAUGUUUAUUUUAUUUCACUUUGCAAUCGGCAACUUAUGACUUUUAAAGACCGAAGUUUCAGCGUCAUUGAAAUACAGAAUGUUGAUUGUUUUCCACGUAAUCAUUGAUUUGCCUACUUUUUGGCACAGAUGUAUUAAUCUAAUUCAUUGAUAUGCCGCCAAGAUCUUUUAUCAAAGUUCAUUCCCAUAUUUAUCUUACUUAUAUAUUUUUCUUUUAAAUGUAAGCGUUCACUAAGUUAAUUUUUUUGGUAUUGCAUAGAUAUUUCAAAUCAUUUGCGGCAUGGUUAUAAGUGUUCCAUUAGAUUUAAGUCACUUGAUCAAAAUGUAUGAGAAAUCGGGCCAUGCGGUACCGUGACACUCUACACUCGCUUUGCUAGUGAAUUGUUAAGAGAGUGGAGUACAAUAAGGACUUUUUUAGUCAUGAAUUGGAUCUAUCAAAUGAACAGACAAAUAACUGAUAAUAAUGUUUCGAUGUAUAAUGAUUAAAGAAGAGAGUAGCGUUCCAACGUAAUACAUGUUGGUGUGAUACAUAUAUCACUUUAUUGAAUUAUAUUCAGACAAACUAAGUAAGAGAAAAUCAUAUCUAAUUUUAUCAAACGUGUUGAAAAAUGGAUUGCAAUGUAUGUGAAUGCAAGUCUUCUAGUUUGUAUGAAGAAGUCGUCAUAAUAUUUUAAUAUAUGUCAUGUAUAAAUAAUAUUCAUGCAUUUUUUAAAAUUUUGUGUAUUACUGUAGGCUUUAAAAAUUAUGUUUUGCUGUGACAGUCCUUACUUUCUGGCAUAAUAAAGAAGAGCAUACCAUAUCUUUGUUUAGAUUGUUUGUACCGAAAUUUUCAAAUCACUUAAAUAUUGAUAGAGAAAUACAUAUAUUAUUUUGAUUCAAGUUUUUAUAAAAUGUUUUGUUGAAUAAAACAAUUUCAUGGUACCUAAAGCCAUUUAUAUGACAAUACGUCACAAGAUAUGGAUGGAUAUUUAAAUGUUUUGUUGAAUUGUUUAUAUCAUAUUUUAUUAUAUCAAUGAUUUUAUUUGAAUAAAUCAUAUUUCUUUCA
Messenger RNA from Magallana angulata, 2082 nucleotides. RefSeq lists its product as uncharacterized. Bases 165 to 977 code for a protein of 270 amino acids. Lineage: Eukaryota; Metazoa; Mollusca; Bivalvia; Ostreida; Ostreidae. The transcript has 6 exons. The record is from RefSeq and is a predicted model, not a curated record.